AUGCUUUCGCCUGGGACCCAUGCACCAUACCACGAGGCCACAACUACGACCACAAACGUAUCUCUGCCUGAGGCCUCUGGUGAUCAGAGUCAUCAUGAGAUGCAAGACGAUGUGGCCUAUCUGUCCUUAUCAGCAAUGGCGGAGCGUACAGACAGUCAAGUAUUGUCAGCCGAGGGUCUGUCGUAUUCCAGCAUGUUGUAUGCAGCUACUGAAGUGUCUGGCUCGGAUCUUACGCUGCCUAUUAAUACCAACGAAGCCCUCUCUGGGCCACUUGCUGAGCUUCGACAGAGCAGAUUGCCUGAUGUAGACCUGGCGAGCACCGAAUUAAGCGCAGCAUAUCGUUGUUACGUCGAGAUGAUUUGUCAGACCUUCCCCUACAUGACAGCUGCUGAGCUUACAGAAUGUCACGAUAGUAUGACUAUGAGGCAUGGGAACGAUGAUGGUCCACAGCCUCUCCCGGAGCACCUGGCCAUUGUAUACCUUGGAACUGCAACUGGUCUUCUUCUGGGCAUGCACUACACCUACAAAGAGAUGCUUGCCACAGAGUUUGCACUCCGAGCUGUUCGUCUGAUGCCAAAGAUCUUAGAUCAUGCUGGGAACCUUUCAGCUAUACGUAGCCUCAUAGCCCUAGUCAUCUUCUCGAUGUACACUACCUUUGGAGGUUCGACUUGGCAUCUGCUUGGCUUAGCCAUGACCCGCUGCAUCUCUGCUGGUCUGCAUACCAUCCGCUUGUCCGAUCACAGAUCGCAAAAUAAUGAACAGCGAGCUGGCAGUAGCCUGCUAUGGACGUUGUACAUUCUCGAUACAUAUGUCAGCACCAGUCUAGGUAGACCAUUCUCCCUUAACGAUCAAGACAUCAUGGUUUCGCCGCCAACAUCGCCACCUUCCGGAGUAAACGACACGAAUGUGGAAGAAGCAACACUUCGGUGUUUAAUACAACAUGCACAAAUGAUAAGGUCCAUCCGUCAGUCCAUCAAACCGGACGACGGUAUCUUAUGUCAUUACAUUAACAUCCGCCACUGGGCGGAGACAAUACCUCCACAAAUACGGAUACCAAGAGACCACAUCGUCAGUUUGUGCUCGAAAGCAUACGUUCAGCUCCUCCAGAGUGAACGUUUUCUCCACGACCUGGAUCGAGCAAGCAUACUGAAACAGGUCAUGGGGGUGUUUGACUCCUACCUCGAGAAGGUUGAAGAGCAGCUCAGCAAUCCACAGUCUGGUGCUAUCGCAGGCCUUGAAGCGCUGCACAUCUUUGCUAUCGGUGUCAUAUUGGCAACACGCCCAGAUUUACAAAACGUCAGAGACCCGCAACAGAACGCAAACGUACAAACGAUAAUAUCUCAAGUACAGAUAGGCUUGACCUUGUUGUCCACCCGGUACUCGGUUGUGCGGACGUAUCGCGACAUUGUGCUAGAGCUACAACGGAUAAAUAUUAACUCGAGCUCGGUGGAGAAGCUUCGUUCGUUAGUCGCCGUUUCAGAGCUUUCUGUUCCAAUCCAGCUCCAGAACUUGAUUCUCGGAUUUGCAUCAUCGAUCGAAGCUUGA
This is a messenger RNA of Didymosphaeria variabile, 1545 nucleotides long. RefSeq lists its product as uncharacterized. NCBI's taxonomy places the organism in Eukaryota, Fungi, Ascomycota, Dothideomycetes, Pleosporales, Didymosphaeriaceae. The record is from RefSeq and is a predicted model, not a curated record. Gene Ontology annotation, molecular function: sequence-specific DNA binding; DNA-binding transcription factor activity, RNA polymerase II-specific; zinc ion binding. The coding region runs from base 1 to 1545 and encodes 514 amino acids. The transcript is spliced from 3 exons. Gene Ontology annotation, biological process: positive regulation of transcription by RNA polymerase II; DNA-templated transcription.